Paramecium tetraurelia is the source of this 901-nucleotide messenger RNA. RefSeq lists its product as uncharacterized. The transcript is spliced from 4 exons. The record is from RefSeq and is a predicted model, not a curated record. NCBI's taxonomy places the organism in Eukaryota, Ciliophora, Oligohymenophorea, Peniculida, Parameciidae.
AUGAAGUUUUAAAUCUUUUUAAUUAUUUCAUAACAAUUCCUUUAUUUUGCAUUCUCAGCUUGUAUUGAUCAAGCUCGAACCCCUUUAAUAAUUGGGAAAAUACCCUCUUGUCCAUUUUAUGAUGAUAAGCCAGUCUGUUGUAGACAGGAUAAUGUAGAUUAGAUGAUCUCUAAUUAUCGGUCUAUUGAUGCAACUUUUGGUUUAGAUGGAGGAGGAUGUGAUAUAUGUGGAGCUAAUUUAAAACGAUUUUGGUGCAUUUACACUUGUGAUCCAAAUCAAACCAAUUUCAUAGAGUACACAGGUCGAGCAAAUGUUACAGACCCUGCAAAUAAAAAUAGAUUAAUCGAAGUCCAGCUCGUAUCCCUAACAACAAAACCUCAAAUAGCAUGUGAAGUGUAUUCAUCAUGUUCUCGUACAUCAUUUGUCGGUCAAGUUUCUGCUAUGCAAUCUCCUGGAGGAUUCUUUAAUUUCUUAGGGGAAUAGGCUAUAACACAAGGACAACAAUUUAUUUAAUUUGAGUUUUCAGAUCAUAAUUCCAUGAUAAUGGAUGAUACUUGGAUGUGUAAUCACAAGUCCAACAUUACCACAGUCGAUGAUCAAGGAGUAAUUCACUACUGGGAUUAGUACGGAUAUGAAAUUAAAUAGUAAUGUGGAUGCAACACUUGUGAAGACAGUUGUGACAUUAAUUCAAUUUUAUACGAACCCACUGGAGUAUUAUAUGGGUUUGAGACAUCUUAUGUACUAUUUACUUGGCUAUUUGCAAUAUUAUUUGCACUUGGUAUUACAAUAAUCAGAAAAUAUCAAAAAAAUAAAGAAACUAUUGAGAACUUAGAUAUCGGUUUAAUUACAAGUUGAGUUUUUAUGCAUAUAAAUUAUUUUCCUUUCAAUUGUUAUCCUUAUA